This is a messenger RNA of Mycena citricolor, 1586 nucleotides long. The record is from the annotation of a GenBank genome assembly. Lineage: Eukaryota; Fungi; Basidiomycota; Agaricomycetes; Agaricales; Mycenaceae.
CUCAUCCUCCCCCCAACAUGGACUUUGGGUUCAAUCUCAAGUCAGUCACCCAACUCCUCUCAGCUAACGCGCUGCUCUCGGGCUGGGGUUCGGCUGGCAGCGAGCAGCACUCGAAGUGCGCCGCUCUCAAGCAGACCCUGCGCAUCGAGAACACGACAAUCGUCGAUGCCAGGUUUCUUGCCGCCGGCUCGCGCGUGAAGGUCGGCAAGUUGUGUCCGGAGCAACAGUCCCAGAAGUUCUACGCGCCUACUUCACUCUGUCGCGUCCAGUUCGUCACUAAAACGAGCGAAUCGUCGGGCAUUCGGGCCGAGGCGUGGCUGCCGGAGGAGUGGUAUGGACGGUUUAUGGGAGUGGGAAACGGAGGCCUGGGAGGAUGCAUUGGUUAUGAUGACCUCUCGUACGGGUCUUCCUUCCAUUUCGCUUCCGUCGGCUCGAACAACGGGCAUGACGGAAAUUCUGGAGAAGACUUCCUGAACAACCCAGAGGUCAUCGAAGAUUUCGCUCAUCGUUCCAUUCACGUCGAGGCCGUCGUGGGCAAACAAAUCGUCGAAGCAUAUUACGGCCACCAGCACCAGAAAUCGUACUACCUCGGCUGCUCGACGGGAGGGAGGCAAGGAACCCAGGAAGCACUCAGAUACCCGGCCGAUUUCGACGGAAUCAUCGCCGGUGCGCCAGCAACGGACUUCAACCACCUCAUUCACUGGACGGGCAUGCUCUCCCGGCACACCGGCGCGCCGGAUCCCACAUCGCCGGCCUUCCUCUCGGCCAGCGAGUGGGAUCUCGUUUCGAAAGAAAUCCUCAAACAAUGCGAUGCGCUCGACGGAGUGGAGGACGGAAUCAUCACAGAACCGGAUACGUGUCUGUUCCGGCCCGAGGCGCUUAUCUGUCGGCCCGGCCAGAUCGACGAUUGUCUGUUUCCCGCCCAGAUCGCUGCGCUGCGUAAAAUAUACAGCCCGCUAUACUCUGAUGGGAAACUCAUCUACCCGAGAUUCGACCCGGGCGCGGAGUUGACGUACAGGCAAUUUAUCUGGGGCGGGCAGUUCCCGGAAUAUCCCCGCGACUGGUUGCAAUACGUCGUGCUGAAUCACACGACUUUCGAUUUCAGCAAGUAUGGUCCGAAACAAGGAAAGCGCAUCGAGGCAAUCAAUGCUGGGGGCAUUGCUACGUUUUCUGGUGACUUGGCGGCAUUUCGCGAUCGAGGAGGCAAGUUUUUGACAUAUCAUGGACGCAUGGAUGGACUGAUCGCUUCCGGAAACUCGAAACGGAUGUAUGAUCUCGUCUCGGCUACACUCUCCAUGCCAUCUCUCGACUCGUUCUACCGACUGUUCCUCGUGCCUGGACUGGCCCAUUGCACGGGCGGCAUUGGCUCUCCCAACUUUGGGCAGCGAAGUUACGAUGUGACCCAUGGAGUCAAUGCAAGCUCUCACAAUCUCCUCCUUGCAUUGGUCGACUGGGUCGAAAAUGGGAAGGCGCCGGACGAGAUGAUCGGCACAUCUUACGAUGGCCAGACUGAACGUGCGCAUUGUCGGUAUCCGUUCAGGAGUGUCAGGAACGCAGAGCAAACUGCGUGGAUCUGCGUUCAAUAA